UCCCCGCCGGGGAUGGCGCAUGGCUCGUGGCGCCGGGCAGAGGGCUGCCGUAGUUAGCGCCCUGUCAGUCAGUCCUUGGAGCGAUGUAAUCGGAGUGGGAGAUCUUUCAGUGCCAGGACAUGUCAAAACAACCUUUACUCGCCUCACUCCGACGUACGCACAUCACACGUCGGAAUUUGUCUCCGGUACAGAUAGACCAGGAUCUUAUGAUACUUUGUAGCAGUUAAAUUCUGUCAGAUACAAACUUCAAAGUGAACAAAUCCAUGAGUGGGAAUCGAUCCCUGAAGAAACGAUGUGGGGAAUUGCACCUGGAAUCCCCUGUGCGCUAUGGUCAUGUUCCUUCUGCAGGAUGUUCAUUAAGCAAGUUGAUUCAGUUACCUACACCGCCUUUGUCAAAACACCAGCUAAAGCGGUUAGAAGAACACAAGUAUCAAAGUGCUGGACGGUCCCUGCUUGAGCCAUUAAUGCAAGGUUAUUGGGAAUGGUUAGUAAGAAGAGUACCAGCUUGGAUUGCACCAAAUCUGAUUACAAUAGUUGGACUGAUAAUAAACAUCUGUACAACCAUAAUAUUAGUGUGUUACUGUCCAACAGCUACAGAGCAGGCACCUCCAUGGGCAUAUAUUGCAUGUGCUUGUGGCCUUUUCAUAUACCAGUCUUUGGAUGCUAUAGAUGGGAAGCAGGCAAGAAGAACCAAUAGUAGUAGUCCUUUGGGAGAACUUUUUGACCAUGGUUGUGAUUCACUGUCUACAGUUUUUGUGGUUUUGGGAACGUGUAUUGCGGUGCAACUGGGGACAAAUCCUGACUGGAUGUUCUUCUGCUGUUUUGCUGGGACAUUCAUGUUUUACUGUGCACAUUGGCAGACAUAUGUCUCUGGCACAUUGCGCUUUGGAAUAAUUGAUGUGACUGAAGUACAAGUCUUCAUAAUAAUCAUGCAUUUACUGGCAGUGAUCGGAGGAACAACUUUUUGGGAAACUAUGAUUCCAGUGGUAAACAUCCAAAUGAAAAUACUUCCAGCUCUUUGCACUGUAGCAGGAACCAUAUUCUCAUGUACAAACUACUUUGGUGUGAUCUUCACUGGUGGUGUUGGCAAAAAUGGAUCAACUAUAGCAGGAACAAGUGUCCUUUCUCCAUUUCUUCACAUUGGAUCAGUCAUCAUAUUAGCUGCUAUGAUCUACAAGAAAUCUGCUGUGCAGCUCUUUGAAAAACAUCCCUGCCUCUACAUACUGACCUUUGGAUUUGUUUCAGCUAAGAUAACUAACAAAUUAGUGGUUGCACAUAUGACCAAAAGUGAGAUGCAUCUGCAUGACACAGCAUUCAUAGGCCCAGCUCUCUUGUUCCUGGAUCAAUAUUUUAAUAGUUUUAUUGAUGAGUAUAUUGUACUUUGGAUUGCCCUGAUCUUUUCUCUCUUUGAUUUGCUCCGAUACUGUGUCAGUGUGUGCAAUCAGAUUGCUUCCCACCUUCACAUCCAUGUCUUCAGGAUCAAGACCUAUUCCACAUACUCUAAUCAUCAUUAGUUAACUUGGUGAUGGUCACAAUUAAAAAACAACUGACAACUGUUUUCUAAAGGAGAGGAUACAAACAUACUGAGGAGACUAUGGAAACUGGAACAGAUAGGAACAAGUCUAAUUUAUAAUAAUGUUGUGUAACUUCUAAUCUGUUUUUGAUGACACUCCUUAGCUAGCCUGGAAAGGGGAAUUCCAAGCACUCUCCGGCCAGGAAAGCAUGCAGAGAGUAAAGCUUUGUCUUUGUAAUUACCUUGGUUACAUAAUAAACUCCUGGGUUAAUGGAUUCCUAACAACAGGAGCAUCUAGUACAAUGUAAUUACAUGCUGUAAGACAACUUGCUUUCUAAUUUUAAUAAAUCAUCUCUUAGUGAAAUAUUCAGUUAGUAAGUACCCACUCAAAAUAAUUACUAAAAAGUCGAGCUUAUGAUACACAGAUAUCCCACUAGCAUUUGUGGUUGAAAUGUCUCAGACUUUUGAGUCUAGACUUUGAUCUCAUUAUUCACCUGUUGCUGAUAACUGAAGUAGAUUUUUAAGUCCAAAAUGACACUUCACAUUACUCCCAUUGUCUGUUUGGAAGUUGGAUGUGUUUAAAAGUGCCAUCUUUGGAAAGAAUCCACUGUGGCUGGGCUGUCUGUUCGUUUCAGUUUGGUGCUAUGGGUCUGCUGAAUGCAAGUUUCUCAGCCACUGUGCUUGAUGGAUUGCACCUUUUGUCUUUAAAGUUUCGCUCAUUGAGAAAUCAGUGAGCGGUGGUGGGGUGAUCGUCAGCAUGCAGUAUAGUGUGGUACCUGUCAGUUUAUUUUAUUUUUUAAAAUAAACAUUUAAAGAAUUUAUUUCUCAGUGUUCUUCAGUGGAAAAAUCUAUACGAGAUUUACAGUUACUUUUUGUAUAAAAUUUAUGCAAAAAUUAUUUCUGCUCUUUAAUAAAUAAGAAAAUUCUCAUAA
This is a messenger RNA of Varanus komodoensis (Komodo dragon), 2445 nucleotides long. It is a transcript of the gene CEPT1, whose product is annotated as choline/ethanolamine phosphotransferase 1. Gene Ontology annotation, cellular component: endoplasmic reticulum membrane; Golgi apparatus. Gene Ontology annotation, biological process: phosphatidylethanolamine biosynthetic process. The transcript is spliced from 9 exons. The record is from RefSeq and is a predicted model, not a curated record. The coding region runs from base 264 to 1514 and encodes 416 amino acids. Gene Ontology annotation, molecular function: diacylglycerol cholinephosphotransferase activity; ethanolaminephosphotransferase activity. NCBI's taxonomy places the organism in Eukaryota, Metazoa, Chordata, Lepidosauria, Squamata, Varanidae.